AUGCUCUUUCUUAUCGAUGAGUGUGCUAAAAUUUUACACUGCCAUCCCAAAUCAUUGCGAGAUAACAUACUUCAUCCAUCUAAGCGAGCAUUACUUGUAUCAAAGCUUAAAGGAAGAAAAGUCCGUACUCUCUAUUCAGACAGGAACGGAUUUCGGAAAACUUUUACAAUUCAUGGACUGACUUAUAAAGGAGCCCAUUGUACUAUGGCUUAUGGUGCUUUAUCUCGACCUUUUAAUGUAUCAGUAGCAGCUCAUUUUUACUCUCGACAUAGAAUUCGUCUGCAAUAUCCUUAUCUUCAGUGUGUGAUUGAACACUUCCCGCGCCGAUGCGAAGAUCGAUUUUAUCCUCUAGAAUUAUUAGAGUUUGUUGAUGAAAAAGUGGAAGACUACAUUGGUUUUCAACUUGAUGAUAAACCACUCUAUUCUGAAGUUUCAGAUAAAUUACAAAUUGGUAAAGAAACAACAAGUGAUUCGGACAAAAAUAUUGAUGAUACUCUACAUUUUGAAGAUGAUUUUGAUGAGAUGGAAGGGUGGUAA
This is a messenger RNA of Meloidogyne enterolobii, 537 nucleotides long. The record is from the annotation of a GenBank genome assembly. Lineage: Eukaryota; Metazoa; Nematoda; Chromadorea; Rhabditida; Meloidogynidae.